Messenger RNA from Schistocerca cancellata (South American locust), 849 nucleotides. RefSeq names its product SUN domain-containing protein 2-like. The coding region runs from base 268 to 840 and encodes 190 amino acids. Gene Ontology annotation, cellular component: nuclear envelope; meiotic nuclear membrane microtubule tethering complex. NCBI's taxonomy places the organism in Eukaryota, Metazoa, Arthropoda, Insecta, Orthoptera, Acrididae. Gene Ontology annotation, biological process: nuclear envelope organization. Gene Ontology annotation, molecular function: protein-membrane adaptor activity. The record is from RefSeq and is a predicted model, not a curated record. The transcript has 8 exons.
GAAAAUUAUUGCUGCGAUACUUACGUGAGGCCAACACUUUUCGUCUUAUCAGCAUGUGCUGUUGUACUUGUUGCAUGUCCACUGGUUGAACAUUAUUAUUUGAGAGUGUUACGUAAAAUAGAGAGUGAGAUAGGUGGAGUUUCAAGUAGCCUGAACCAACUUUCGAAGGUGACAGAAGAAUUGUCAGCCUCACAAAAAAACAUUGAAAAGCAAUUUGAGGAAACGCUGUCCAAAGGUCUUGAAGAAAAUAGGAAACAAAUUUGUAACAUGAAAAAAGAGUUGGAGGAAAUCAUCAAGAGAGUAGAGAGGAUGAUAUUCAAUGAAUUACAGAAAUAUGAUGCAGACAAAGUUGCAAUGCCAGAUUUUGCACUGGAAAACACAGGAGGAAGUGUCAUCACCACUCGCGGUACACAGACAAAACAGAUCAGUGUAUCAUUGAUGGGUACAUCACUCUGUACCCAGAAGAAUUUGCCCAAUCGUAUAAUACAGGCAAAUGUUUUGCCCGGCGAAUGCUGGGCUUUCCAUGGCAGUUCAGGCUCAGCAGCAAUUAAACUGAUUACGGAAAUUUAUGUGACAGCAGUGACCCUGGAGCACAUUCCUCAGGCCCUGUCACCAACAGGAGAAAGGACUAGUGCACCAAAAGAGUUUUCAAUAUGGGGUAUUACUUCAGUAGACAGUGAUGAAGAUGCUUUUUGUUUUGGUCAAUUUUUGUAUGAUCUGAAAGGACCACCAGUACAGACUUUUAAGGUCAAGUAUUAUAUGUACAGUCUUGUUCUGCAUCCAGAUGGCUUACUUCCACAUAUGAAUCUGUGGAUAUCAUGUACAAUAAGUAAUAAAUAAGCUUGUGAC